CCUAUAGUUGGCAUAAGUUGUGGAAGCUUUGGAGGAAGUGUAGCCUGAAAGGUGUUACAAGCAAAAAAAAUGUUUGUUCUGUUUUAAGGAAUUCAUGAGCAAUUGGCUAGUAUUGCUUUUCCUGGUGGUGAAGAUAUCAACAAAAAAUUUUGUUGGUGCGUGUAUGAAGAAUACAGUUUUAAGAGAGCAAAAUAGUUCAGAACAGUUCCGUAAAAAAAUAACUUCAAGUCCUGAAGAAAGAACAAGAUCUCAGUGAAGCUCUGAACUGGGAGGAGAAAACUUUGGCAUUGUAGGAUUAAUAUCAUAAAAAGACAUUUAGUCCAGGAGCAGGCUCAAGUGGGUGGCAGUCCUGAGGGAUUUCAGCAAGUGUGCUCUCCAGUACAGCAGGGCCAAGGAGAAGGCUGUCUCCCAGCAGUACAGCCACAGACAUUGGCCCAUGGUCAGCAGCCUCAGGGGGUAGGCGCAGAGCAUAUCCAGCAGCAGAAUCAAACAGUGCAGGGAGGCAUGGCCCUAAACAUGAAACCACAGCAAGUGGACAAGGGGCGGGAGGCCCUGGAAGUGACUGUACAGGUGAGGCUUCAGAAGUUGGGCGAGGGAUGGGAAGCUCCAGAGAUGACAGUACAGGUACAGCCUCAGAAGCUGAGCCCACAGUGGGAGAUGUCAGAUGUGACUGUACAGUUGCAGUUAGAGCAGCAGGGCAAAGAAACAGCUCUCCCGCAAGUUACUGUGCAGGUACAGCCAAAGGUGCAGAGACGAGGAGGAACUGAUCUCAAGGUCACUGUACAGAUGCACUUUGGCUGUGAGCUGAAAAAGGUGAGCUGUAUGCAGGACCAAGGUGAGGAAAUAUUAGAGAACGGAGAGCAGCAGACACUAAAUGAAAAUCAAGGAGAUUCAAUAGCAAGAUCUGAAGGCAAGAGAGAACUGGCUGUGAUGGAGUUGGUUCUACAGGGAGCUCAUAGCCAAAAGCAGGAUCAAGAAGGAAAGGUGUUAAAAUUCCAGCAUGGACAAAGCCAAGAAGAUGGGAGAGAAGAAGUAACGGAGAUGCAUGCUGAAAACAAAGCAGGCCUGCACGUUGAGGUGACAGAUCAGCUAUAUGAUCAAAACCAAAAGGAGGAAGAGCUGAAAGCAGACCUAUCACUGCAGCAGGAAGGUCAAAGAGAUACAAAGAUGGAACAGGGCCAAGGUGAUGGCCAAGAAGGGCCCAAAGGGGUGACUGAAGAUCAACAAGAAGGCCAGGAGCAAGUGUUUAGGAAGCGCCCACGAGAGACUCCAAAUUACUUUGUCUCUAUACCAAUAACAAAUGACCAGAUUUUGGAUAGAAUUGAAGAUGUCCAAGAGCUCAUAUUCACAAAGGAGCCUGAUUUGUUGAGAGCUUUUAUUCCUGUUCAGACUAUGCACCUAACUGUAGUUGUUGCUCAUCUGGGAACAGAAGAAGAAGUGAAAAAGGCUGUUUUGGCACUGAAGCAAAGCAAGACCAAAGUGGAAGCCAUUUUGCAGGGUAAAGACCUUAUUAUGACAUUUCACGGGAUUGGACAGUUUAACAAUCAAGUGAUAUAUGUGAAAAUGUCAGAGGAAAAUCGGAAAAUGCUCUGCAGAAUUGCAGAAGCUGUGGAAAACUCUUUUAAUGAAAUGAAUCUCGACAUUUCAGGGAGCAAGGAUUUCAAACCACAUCUUACUUUUUUAAAGCUCUCCAAGGCACCAAGACUGAAAAGAAAGGGAUUCAGAAAAAUUUGUUUGGAUCUGUACAAAGAAUACGAAGACAGUUACUUUGGCACAGAGGUCUUCAGUCGAAUUGAUCUCUGUGCCAUGCGCAAGAAGAAACAGGAAUCUGGUUACUAUUACUGUGAAUGUUCAAUUCAUGUGGGCUCCAGAGGUGCAGAAGAGAGCAAAGAACAAGGAAUGCAGACAGAAGUUGUGAAAGCAACAACCAGUGAAGCCCCUUCAAGUGCUGCUGGGGCUGAAACAGAAGUGAAUGCUGUGAGCUGUAACCAUGCCUUGCGUUCAGUAGUAGCUGGUGAUAAACCAUCUAAAAACAUUGCUGAGGCUUUAAUUGUGAGUGAAGAGAAAGAAAUCAGUGAGAUGAAUGGACAACCUGAAGGCACAGAUGAGACUUCUCUUGCAUCUGAUGAGGUCUGCUCAAAGUUGGUACAUGGCCUGUUGCUGAGUGUGGAAGAAGGACAAGAAAAAGCCAAUAUUAUAGAUGGUAGUCUGCAGGAAACCAAAGCAAUGGAAUCUGCACCUGAUGUGCCAACAAGUUCAGGAUGAAGUUAUCAUAGCUCUUUGGAUCUGGUCCACCUUUGGUGAUGGUGAAGGAAGGCAAGUGGUGUGGCACAGGGCUGGGGAAGGAGGUAGGGACAGUGAAUUUCUGACAGGAAAAAGACUUUCUUGGAGACUGACAGAACCAGAAGUAGAAAAAACUCAGAAAAUAUCAUAGAAUACUGAGUCCAAAUGGUGAAACGCCUGGGUCUAAAGAAAAACAAGCUGCAGGUGUCUAUGUUUGCACCAAAAAGAUAAAUUUGUCUGGAGCAUACAGGGUAAAGCAGAAGCCAAAGCAGAUGUCAGAAACAUGUUUCAGAAGCAGAGUUUUCUGCCUUGGUCACAUCUCUUCCCCCUGCCCCUCUGCCUUUACCUUCUCUGUGCUGGCAGCUCCUGGCUCUGCCCUCUCCCAGGAGUGCACAAAGCUGCUCUGGGUUAAGUAAGGUUCUGCACUGUUCCUGUGACAAUCAUGCCUGCAAAUUGUAGGGCUUCAGUUGUUGAUCUGCUUGUGUGAACUAUGUGCUUUGGUUCCACUAGUAGCUACUUAAUGCAAAAACGUUGUCUGACUUAUGGAAAUGGAUUGUUUUAUUGCACCACAAGAUACUGUAAUACUAAGUAUUUUUCCUUACAGGUGAGCUGUUAAGGACAGGAUGGGUGAUCCAUAAUGAACUAAUUGUGUAAAAAGCCUUGGAGCAGAUGAGGCACCACAGCCUUUCUGUAAGGCUUUCUCUCUUUUCUCCCUCUGAAAUGUCAUGGUCCUGGGACAGAACAAAACAGAACCGCAUUCAUUUCUGACAGCAUGAGAUUAAGGGCUUUGUGCCGCUGCUGGGGCUGAAGCCUUUUUGCUUUUUUUGCAUGUUAUCCUCCGAAGCUGCAGAUCCGUGCUGGCGGCUCCCGGGCAUAGCAGGACAGGGCCGGCAGGUGGCACUGCGGGAGAGCGGCGGCACCGGGAGCGGAGGGACAAGCUGCCCUGCUACGUACAUGGGGCUUGGGCAGCUCCGGAGGGGCAAUGGAGGUGGGAAAGGUGGCGAAGAGCCUGGGAAAAUGCUGGGCAUCCCGUUCUGCUCUACCCGAUUAUUUAAAAAUGAUGUUGGUUCUUGAAAAACCUUAUUUUUUCAGGGAAAUAUGUGCAUUGUGAUGGGAGAAGUGUAGUAAUUCUUCAGAAGAAAAGUAUCAGGAAUAUUGCGUUUGGCUUCCAUACAUGGUGCACAGGAAUACGGCUCUGGGCAGAGCAUCCAGUGUGCACUCUGUUAAACUAACAUUGUGAAAUUAAGCUGUCCAGCUGGUUACUGGCUGUGUGAGCCUGGAUGUGUGCCCUGGUUGUGGGGAACGGAGGGCAGCCAGGUUUUGGGGUUGGUGUUGAGUGGGAGGACAGAGCUGGCUCUGCAUGCAAUAACCGCUUUGUGCUCUGCACUGAGGUUUGGAGCAGUGCUUGGCACAGCAUUUAUUUGUCACUCUGCUGAAGGUUGUGCACUUCUGAAAGCCUGUCCCCCAGUGGUCUUCUAAAUGCAAAUCUGAGAGCGGCUAUUCACCGCUGCUCUGAGGUCUUCAAAAUGCGGCUCAACUGCACAAUGCUAGAGGGAAGGCUUUGAGAUUAAUUUCAGAGAGUAGUUACCAGCAAGGCUCGUAAUUCUCUGCAUCAGCACACUGGGGACAAAACUGUUUUCCAGAAAACUUUGCCAUAAACACUGUUUCCUCAGUGUGUUUAAUGAUUCCCUAAUUGGGCAGAGGAUUGGUAGAGUCAUUCAUCUUAUAAACCUAAGUGGAUUCAAUGGCCUAGGACGGAGCACAGUUUACAGUGAGCUGUAUUCGUUCUUGUUGAAAAUGUUAAUUAUCUUUUUAUAGACAGAUGGCACUGGAGUGUAGCAAAUGUGUGGUGAACCUGUGUUCAGAAACGUCUGGGUGUUAAAUGCCUACAGAUUCCAAUUUAAGUUUAAUUCUGUUUUAGGAAUAUUGUGAUUCUUGCAGGGUAAUUAAUAUCACUUAUCUUAAGAGUAUAGUAGCCUUGUUUUGGUAUAUUAAGUUAAAGUAAACACUUAAGUUAUAUUGCUACAAUUAAUCUUCAUAAUUUAAAAUAGUGCUUAAAACAAAAUGUCUACCAAAUACGGUGUUCAGCUCUUUAUCCUUUAAUGACAACUAAUUCAAAACAAGUUUCAGUAAUGUUAUUCAGGUUAUAACAGCAUAUAAAGCAUACUUACACUCUCCAUCAUGAAAAUAUGUAAGUUGGGAAUUUCGUUGCUCUGCUUUAGGCAUAGGAAUUCCUGUUUUAGUCCCCUGAUGUAAUUUAUUCAAAAUUAAUUGAAAUAUAUUUCAUUAUUAGUGGGUGAGAUGUAGCUUAUAAAAAAAAUUGCACUGAAUAAGUAGAUUAAUUGCCCUUUGUGAUUUCUAUGGGUAAAUAAUACCUAAAAUCUAGGUCUAGAUGCAAGUUUGAUUCAUUUUUAUACACUUCUGCAUUUACUGUUAUUUUCACGAUAAUGUUUUCCCCUUUGUGGCCUCUAACUUGCCUUUUUUUUUUUUUUUUUUUUAAUUUCCUGUAUAAGCACUAGUAUUUUCUAUAGAAGAUGGAUGUAAUCUGAUUAUUUUUUUUAUUUGGGUUUAGUUUGUAACUUGAGUUACUGAAACAAUGGUUCAACUUCAGAGUGAGAGAGAACUUGCAUUAAAUAUUACCUACUGGCUGUGUUUAAGAUCCAUAUGUGGAACUGAAUUAACAUGAUAAUUGUUUUCAAAGUAAGUUAAGGAAACUUUGAGACCAGCAUUUCCCCCAUUCUUGGCUGAUUUACUUUACUUGGAUAUAUGUAAAUUGUUCUAAGAGACAGGAUGCAAAAGCUGAAAUGUUCUGUAGAUACCUUUCUUUGGAUGCUGCUAGACAAACACCAGGCCACUUGACAUUUGAACAGCUGGGGUAGUGUGUGGUUCUGGACAUUACACUUUUUUUGGGUGUUAAAAGCAACUGAGCAAGAGCCCGUUAUAUGUUAUCUUGAAAUAAAUAAAGGUCUUGGCUUGUCCAGUUGGAUUUCC
Lagopus muta (rock ptarmigan) is the source of this 5274-nucleotide messenger RNA. RefSeq lists its product as uncharacterized. Lineage: Eukaryota; Metazoa; Chordata; Aves; Galliformes; Phasianidae. The coding region runs from base 505 to 2265 and encodes 586 amino acids. The transcript is spliced from 7 exons. Gene Ontology annotation, molecular function: protein kinase A regulatory subunit binding. Gene Ontology annotation, cellular component: cytosol. The record is from RefSeq and is a predicted model, not a curated record.